AUUAUGCCAAGGCUUUAUUGCCCUCUGCCAAGUCUGCCCCCAACUGCUCGCUCGACUUUCGGUGAACUUCCCGAGCUGCAAUCAAACGGCGCGUUAUUAUGCACCGAGCUGUCGCUGACGCUGACGCCCAAGCAACCCGGCGUUCUGGCACGGUUCGUCUAGCAACACACCGCAAAGUCCGCAUUCCUCAUUGCCUCCAUCUUUGAGGUGGCGACCAACACGGAGAUACGUCGCCAAGCUGCAGCACGCACUCCCAAUGUGUUCACACGGAAAUCAUCCGGCCUCCGACGAGGCCGCGCCUCGGCCCGUUGCCACCACUGCGAAGCCGUAUCCCCUCAAGGCCCCCGCUCCGGUGGGCAAGAAGAUUGCUUCGCUGUACAAGAAACGUUUGGUCAAUUUCUUCACGCCGGGACAAUGGGAGAAGGCGAACCUGAUGGCCGUGUUAAAUCAUGGUGAAUACUCAAGCCCACCACAUGUCAAGCUGUCCGUCUGGGACGCGCCAGGCACGACACGUCCUACCUUUCUCGAGGCCACUGCCGAGUCGAAUUCAUACAGGGAGACACAAGUCGGCGAGUCGUUUGGUCCCUCGUGGACAACACACUGGUUCAAAUGCUCCCUCACCUUGCCCGAAGCCCUCCGCGGCAAAGACACCCACGUCGAGCUCCAUUGGGACUGCAACAACGAGGCCACCGUCUGGACGGCCCAGGGCGAGCCGCUCCAGGGACUGACCGGGCGCGGUGAGCGCGUCGAGUGGAUCGUGCCCGAAUCUUUCAAAGACGGCAAAGACCAUGUCAUCUACCUCGAGAUGGCCUGCAACGGCAUGUUUGGCAACGGCCCUGGCCGGCCCAUUUUCAAGAACAACGCCGGCGGCGACUCGAUCCAGCCGCCUGACCAGGACAAGUACUUUAAGCUGGCGCAGGCCAAGCUCGUCGCCGUCAAUAUGCAGGCGAGGAUGUUGCAUGUCGAUUUUGGCAUCAUCCACGACGCUGCUACGACGUUGCCCGAGGAUUCAUGGGAGCAGCACGAGGCACUCAACGUAGCUAGCAGAAUCAUCGAUACCUUCAAAGUGGGAGAUGAUAACUCUAUCCUGGCGUGUCGCAAAAUUGCCGCCGAGUAUCUCGGAGACGACAUCGACUCGGCGGCCGUUUAUGACAGCGCUCUCGACCGUAGACCAACCAUCUACGCCAUCGGCCAUUGUCACAUCGACACAUGCUGGCUGUGGCCGUGGGCCGAGACGAAGCGCAAGGUCGUGCGGUCGUGGUCCAAUCAGUGUGACUUGAUGGACCGGUAUCCUGAGCUCAACUUUGCUUGUUCGCAGGCUCAACAGUUCAAAUGGCUCAAAGAGAUAUACCCAUACGGGUGGGAACGAGUCAAGGCCAAGGUCAAAUCUGGACAAUUCCACCCCAUUGGCGGAUCUUGGGUCGAGCACGAUACGAAUCUUCCCUGCGGUGAGUCGCUCGUGCGCCAGUUCCUUUACGGCCAGCGAUUCUUCGAGGCCGAGUUUGGAUUCCGGUCGACGACAUCCUGGUUGCCAGAUACUUUUGGGUUUUCCUGCCAGAUUCCUCAGAUUUGUCGCCUGGCUGGUAUGACGAGGUUCAUGACGCAAAAGCCCUGCUUCAACAGUGUCAAUGAGUUUCCUCAUACGACCUUUAACUGGGUGGCGCUGGAUGGAAGCCAGGUUAUCUGCCAUAUGCCCCCAUGCAAGACGUAUACCGCAGAGGGCAAUUUCGAGAACAUCACCCAAAGCAUAUCCAAUCACAAGUCCUUGGACCAGGACAACACGGCUCUCAUGGCUUUCGGAAAAGGCGACGGCGGAGGCGGCCCGACUUGGCAGCAUCUGGAAAGACUCAGACGACUUCGAGGCAUGGCCGAUACCAUGGGCGUUAUUCCCCGCGUCCACGCCGGCGCAACCGUCGACCAAUUCUUCGACCGACUCGAGACGAAGGCGUCCAGCCUCGUGACUUGGUAUGGAGAGCUCUACUUUGAGCUCCAUCGCGGCGUGUACACCACGCAGGCCCGUACCAAGCUCCACAACCGCACUUCUGAGAUCCUCCUGCACGAUCUCGAGUUGUUGGUAACCAUCGCUUCCAUCCAGGACAAGAGCUACAAGUACCCGAAGAAGGAGUUGGAUGAGAUGUGGCAGGGCAUAAUGCUUUGCCAGUUCCACGACUGUCUGCCUGGCACAGCCAUUGAAAUGUGCUACGAUGACUCGGAAAAGAUUUAUGCUAACGUCAGAGAGACCGGAGUGGUGCUUCUCCAGCAAAUCUUCACCGUCCUUGGCAUUGAAAAGACCGAUGCAGUCAGCGGCCUGAACCUUGGCUCGGCCAUCGCCCUGAACACGUUGCCCUGGCCACGAAAGGAAUUGGUCGACGUUUCUGAGACUGAGGCUGUCAUCGCUUCUGGUGAAGGCCACGCGCUCGCCGUCGAGUCAUUCAAUGCCUCCUCAGACGGCCCCAAGCCCGUCACCAUACAAGAGACGACGCCUGGCGUCUUCCAACUGGAAAACGGCCAGUUGACCGUCAAGGUGGAAAAGGGCUGCAUUACUUCCGUCUACGACCAUCGCGCAAGGCGGGAAGUGCUGUCCGGAAAGGCCAACCAGUUCGUCGUCUUUGACGACAAGCCCAUCUACUGGCAGGCAUGGGACGUGGAGGUGUACCACCUGGAGACGCGCGAAGAGCUGAGCAGCUCGACUACCGCUAUUCACGAGGACAAGGGCUACCGAGCGAGCGUGGUGACCGAGACGCGCAUCAGCGAGACCAGCUCCAUCAGGACGACUAUUUCGUUGACCUCUGUACUCGAUGAGCAACAGUCUAUGAUUGAGUGCACAGCCGACGUUGACUGGCACGAGACGAUGAAGUUCCUCAAGGUUGAGUUUCCGGUGCAGGUCAGCAACACCGAGGCGUCGUACGAGACACAGUACGGCGUCAUCAAGCGUCCGACUCAUUACAAUACCUCAUGGGACAUGGCAAAGUUUGAGGUCUGCUGCCACAAGUUCGCCGAUCUCUCCGAGCACAACUACGGCGUUUCCAUCAUAAACGAUAGCAAGUACGGCUUCGCAACCGUGGGCAACGUCAUGAGGCUCUCGCUGCUACGGUCUCCCAAGGCGCCCGAUGGCAACGCGGACAUGGGCCGCCACCACAUCCGCUGGGCCAUAUUGCCGCAUCGUGGAGGGCUCGGCGCGCAGACAGUCCGGGCUGCAUUCAACUUCAACAAUCCCCUGCGGCUCGUGACGACCCCCAUUGGCGCGCCAGCCAUCUUGUCCAAACCCCCCAUCACGCUCACUGGCGACGACAACCUUGUGCUGGACUGGGUCAAGCGCGGCGAGGACGACGAGGACGUGUCGCAGGACAAUCUCCCCAAGCGAAAGGGGCGGAGCAUCAUGGUGCGAAUUUACGACGCGGUGGGCGGCAUGGCAAGGGGAACGAUUGAAACGGCGCUUGCGGUUGAAAAGGUGUUCAAGACGAACAUCCUUGAAGACGACCUGGAGGAGAUUCCGGUACAAGGGAGUACCUUUGAGGUGACACUGGGCGCGUUUGAAGUUGCAACCUACCGCUUGGUGUUGAAGGAUUAACGCAAUGCUCGGUCGCAACGAACGCGGUAGAGAUGGUGCAGAUUCAGCCAACCGUGUAGGUUUGGGACUCUGAACGGAAACGCCGGUCUUAACAGUCAUAGAAUUAGAUGCGUAAUUGGGUUACACACUUACGGUUCAGGGAUGUCACUUGCAUGCAUAGUGGUAGAUGACAUCUCUGAGGUGUAAUGUGUUGAGUCUUGAUCGUUGUCCCUGCCUUUAAGAGGUCAGGUUUUACCAUUCAUGGGGAGGACCAGUGAUCUAUAUCCUGACUUAGACUACCAUAGAAAUAUUAGAUAGUUGGCCGCGGAAUGUUUCUUAUCUUCAA
This is a messenger RNA of Ilyonectria robusta, 3896 nucleotides long. RefSeq names its product alpha-mannosidase. The transcript is spliced from 7 exons. Bases 257 to 3571 code for a protein of 1104 amino acids. NCBI's taxonomy places the organism in Eukaryota, Fungi, Ascomycota, Sordariomycetes, Hypocreales, Nectriaceae. Gene Ontology annotation, biological process: mannose metabolic process; oligosaccharide catabolic process. Gene Ontology annotation, molecular function: carbohydrate binding; alpha-mannosidase activity. Gene Ontology annotation, cellular component: fungal-type vacuole membrane. The record is from RefSeq and is a predicted model, not a curated record.